AAAUGGAAACAUCUUUCAAAGGUCAGAUAAUACAUAAACAUUCUGCUUUAUUAAAAGUUAGUGCUCAGAUAAUAGGCUUGUUGACACACUAGUUUAAUCAUUAACCCAGUGUUAUAUAGACGUAGCUAACCAGGCUAGUGUCAGGAAAAACACAGAAUUAGUUUCAUUCUGCGUUCAUUUACUCACCAUUAUCUGUAUGAAUUUCUAUGGUUAGAUGAACACAGAGAAAGAUAUUCGGAAGAAUGCUUGUAACCAAGAGUGGUAGUCAAAAAUUCAUUAUAGCUUAUAAAGCCAUUUUCCUACUAUGGUUGUCAGUGGUGGCCAAGAUAUGUUCGGUUUCAAGCAUUCUUCAAAAUAUGGGUGCAUCAAAAUAAAGAAAUUUAUACAGAUCGUAGCAAAAUAACUAUUCAGUCAAAGGUUCUGAGAAAGAAUCAUUUCUUUCUUUCGUUUCAUAUUGUAACAAAACGCUUCCGCGGCAAAGACUGAUUUUUUUGUAAACCAGAAAAGCUUGAAUGUUUAAGAUUCUAUGGAAUCAUACAGCCAAAAAUGGUUCUUCUGUGACAUUGUGUUGCACCUUUCUUUAAGACGUUAUGAUUGGCCUACUACUUUUACAAUGCAGUCAAAUGUUUUAAAAGGGCAUAAUGCAUUAAAUAAUGAAGUAAAGACCAAGACUGCCUAUCUCUUUUUGUAACAGGCAAUAUCUACCUGAAGUAGCCUGUUCCAUCCUAAAUAGCAGUUGUUUUUCUGUAAAAGGCUGCAGCACCCACACGUCCUAUCACUCCUUUUUCAUUGGCUACAGGUAAUACGUAGGCGCUCAGCCAGGUAAUAUAAAUUAGACAGUCUUGUCAAUGCUUGCCCUAUGUCCAUGCGACAAGUGCCCUCAGGGAACAAAUUAACGGCUUUGUAUUCCCUUCAUCGAGAAAUUAUCUACAAAUUAUAACGCAGGCGCUUUAACUUGUUCAAGUGCAUUGUAUAGGCCUAUAUAAAUAAACGACUUUUAUUAGAAGCUUAUAGGCUAUCAGAUUUGGAGGAUGUCUCUGUCUGUGCGUGAGAACCGCACCGUGCGCUUCGUGUUUCUUGGCGCUGCCGGGGUCGGGAAAACCGCCCUGAUCACCCGUUUCUUGCACGAUCGUUUCGACUCAAAAUACACUCGCACCGUGGAGGAGUUGCAUGCACUCGAGUACGACACAGACGAUGCCAGAGUGCGCAUUGAGAUUUUGGAUACGAGCGGCAGUUACGCCUUUCCAGCGAUGCGCGCUCUGUGUAUGCGCACUGGAGACGCGUUUGCGCUCGUGUAUGCAGCCGACGAGCCUGGCUCCCUUGAGGAGGUGCAACGACUCCGUGAGGAAAUUCUGGAGGUGAAAGGAGGAAAUUUCACGGACAUGACUGUGAUCGAGAACAAGGGGGAUCUGGGCUGUCGGAGUCGACAGGCUACCGCUGAAGUGAUGCGCACCGUGGAGAAGGACUGGAGCGCGGGGUUCGUAGAAACUUCCGCGCGUACCGGAGAGAAUGUCAUUGGGCUGUUUCGGGACUUGUUGCAACAGGUGAAGCUGCCGAGCCGUGUCAGUCCGGCACUUCGCAGACGGACACAGACCAUGACAAUAGAAGCCCCAGGAACGCAGAAAAUGCCCACCAUGAAGAAAAACAACAGCUGUAUCCUGUCUUAAUGGACAUGUCACUACGUGGUAGAUACGCAUCAUACUGAUGCUGGACGGACUUGGAUUAAUAUGGACAAUUGUAGGCUGCUCUGUUGCUUUAUGGCAGAGUAUUGUCUAGGCAACACAAAGGUCCUGGGUUCUAUUUCCGAUGAACUGAUCAAAUGUAUACU
Molecule: messenger RNA, 1828 nt
Organism: Triplophysa dalaica
Lineage: Eukaryota; Metazoa; Chordata; Actinopteri; Cypriniformes; Nemacheilidae
Gene: rasd3
Product: RASD family member 3
Exons: 1
Coding region: 1032-1667 (211 amino acids)
Molecular function (GO): GTPase activity; GTP binding
Source: RefSeq, a predicted model, not a curated record